Molecule: messenger RNA, 1392 nt
Organism: Alternaria alternata
Lineage: Eukaryota; Fungi; Ascomycota; Dothideomycetes; Pleosporales; Pleosporaceae
Product: class II aldolase/adducin domain-containing protein
Exons: 4
Coding region: 275-1207 (310 amino acids)
Cellular component (GO): cytoskeleton
Molecular function (GO): actin filament binding
Source: RefSeq, a predicted model, not a curated record
UGAUGAGAGGUAGAUGGGGAAAGAGAGCCGGUGAUAAGCUUGGCCGGCGACUAGGGCGGCACCCCGCAGUAUGUCUUGAGCUCGACUGGACGGCCAUCCCACCUUUCUCCACUCGACGCGCCCUAUGAAGUGAUAAGGAGAUUUAUUUCCUUGAUAGCGCUCGUCUGUAGUAUAUCAAUCGCGCAUUCAAGCAGCGCGCGAACCUAGUUUUGAUCAAUUGCAACUUACACGACCUACUCAUUCACAGCUAGGCUCUAUCCCAUCCCAUCCCAACAUGGCACCCUCCGCUAUCCAGGCCGAACCAGCGCCCGUCGCGCAAACCAAGCAGGUCGUUCCACGAUCCAAAGACGACGCGACCAAGGAAUUGACGCCGCUGCAAGCCAUAUCCCAGGGUGUUUGCCUCCCCGGAAUCCCACUCUUCUCCUCGUAUGACAAGCAUCGCGCAUGGAUACUAUCACACAUGGCUGGCGCUUUCCGCGUCUUCGCACGGAACGGCCUGACCGAAGGCAUGAGCGGUCACAUUAGUGUGAGAGAUCCCGAGAAUCCACACACUUUCUGGACCAACCCGCUCGGAAAGCAUUUUGGUCUCCUCAAGGCAUCGGACAUGGUCCUUGUCGAUUACGACGGCAACGUAGUAGGAGGCAAUCAAAGCAGGCCCGCAAACGCAGCAGGCUUCCUUAUACAUUCGGCGAUACACAAGGCGAGACCCGACGUCAACGCGGCAUGCCACUGUCAUGGAAAGGCAGGCAAAGCGUGGAGUGCCUUUGCAAAGCCAUUGGAAAUGCUGAAUCAGGACGUAUGCUACUUCUACGGCGAUGCACAAGCCGUAUAUGAAGACUUUGGUGGCGUCGUCUUCAGCGAAGAAGAGGGCAAGAAGUUGGCCUCGGCUUUGGGGGCAAAGGGCAAAGGCAUGGUCCUGAGAAAUCAUGGCUUGCUGACCGUGGGAGGUACCGUUGACGAAGCCGCGUUCCUCUACACCCUCAUGGAACGCUCUUGCGAUGUCCAACUCAAGAUUGAGGCAGCAGCAGCCAAUGGUGUCCCCAAGGUAUACGUUGACGAUGAUGCAGCUGCAUACACAUUCAAGAUGGCGAGCGACGCUGAAAGCUUGUACUGGGAGUUUCAGCCGGAUCUGGAAUACGAGUACCAAAUGAGCAAUGGUGCUUUCGCGCAUCCUGACUGCGACGAGGUAGUAUGGCCGGGUUACUGAUCGCCAAGGUUUGGUACCGCCGUGAUCUACAUCAGUACGAGGAGUUGGUGUUUUCUGACUUAUACCACCAAUGCGACAACGAGUCCUCAAAGAAUGCACUAUCGUUUGCUCUGUAAGACCCCAAUGUGAAUAACGCCGAACCGCUGAAUGGAUACCUUGGGCACAAGUCAGCCAACAUGGACAAA